Drosophila sulfurigaster albostrigata is the source of this 1523-nucleotide messenger RNA. Its product is annotated as probable isoaspartyl peptidase/L-asparaginase GA20639. Gene Ontology annotation, molecular function: asparaginase activity. The transcript has 3 exons. The record is from RefSeq and is a predicted model, not a curated record. Lineage: Eukaryota; Metazoa; Arthropoda; Insecta; Diptera; Drosophilidae. The coding region runs from base 148 to 1245 and encodes 365 amino acids.
UUAGACUUGCGUAUUUGUUGUUUACAAUCGCUUGUUUGUUUGCCGGUUGUUUUCUAGUUGAGCAACAGUUUGACAGCCACUGUUUUCAUUAAACUGUGUGAUAUUGAGAGUAAUUUAACCGGUUUAAAUUUUUCUUUAAUACGGCGAAUGCAAUUUCGGCAUAGCAUUCAGCAUAUAAUCGGAGUAAUGCGACAAUCCAUUAAUGAUUUCGUGAUACAGUGCUUUAUUAUGCUUCAGUGCUCAAGUAUUUCAGUUGUUUCUCUGAUUUUGUCUAAAAAUCUCAGGCAGGCAUGCAACUUAGUUGGUACUCCAAUUCAGCCCACUGUCCUGGUGCAUGGCGGCUCCGGCAAUAUAGCCGAUGUCAAGCUACCCAAAAUUCGAAUAGGCGUCAAAAGAGCAGCUCGCAUUGGCUUCGAUGUGCUGCAGAGGACGGGCAGUGUUUUAGAUGCCGUGGAGCAGGCAGUCAAUUCUCUGGAAGAAGACGGCAAUUUCAAUGCCGGCUAUGGCUCCGCGCUUACCUAUGAGAGUCAAGUGGAAAUGGAUGCUGCCAUCAUGCAUGGCGCACAACUGGAGGCAGGCUGCGUUUCCCUAGUGCGAGACAUUAUCCAUCCCAUUACGCUGGCCAGACGCAUCAUGGAAAAGACACGACAUCGAUAUUUGGCAGGCGAAGGCGCCAUGCGCAUAGCUGCAGCCGAAGGCUUCGACAUACUGCCCAAGGGCGCUUUGGUUACAGCAGCCUCACUUGAAUCCCUGGCCAAGUUCAAGGAAAUCUUGAAUAAAACGGGCGGAAGCGACUCAUAUGGUUCGCCGGGUACUGUUGGCGCUGUGGCAGUUGAUGCCUGUGGUAAUGUGGCUGCAGCUACCUCAACAGGCGGCAUCACUGGUAAACUGCCAGGUCGUAUCGGUGACUCUCCGGUAUUGGGCGCUGGAACCUAUGCAGACAACGAGUCGGGUGCUGUGUCUGCCACGGGUCAUGGCGAGUCUAUAAUGCGCUUCAAUGUUGUAUCCCGUGUACUGGCAUUAGUCCACCACAGUAAUUGUACAAUUCAACAGGCUGCAGAGCAAGUGCUGGGUGAGAUGACGAAACGUUUCAAUGAAACUGCUGGCAUCAUAGCCAUAGACCAUCUCGGUCAACUGGGCAUCUACUUUACAUCACAACGAAUGUCCUGGGCAUAUCAGCGUGGCACAGAACUACAUUGCGGUGUCGAUCCUGACGAAGAUGAGUUCGAAAUUGUGAUACAGUAAUUGGUCAAAAGUAAUGGCAAUAUGAGCUAGAUUGACAAUGUAUUCAUAUUAUACUAAGAAAAUUUGAUCUUUACGCCAGAAUUGACCAUGAAAAUGAAUACCAUGAUCCAACUACAAUCACAAUGUACUCCUAAAUCACUAACAAACUUAAAUAAGAAUCUUUAAAGCUGGACGCAGCCAGACAUAAUAAAUAAAUACAAAAUAUAAGUCUGUCCGUUUUAAACUGAACAGCAAUAAUCACAGCUUCCACAAAUGGCAAAGAGGGAAGACUUUGGCUG